AUCUUCAAUGGAUCAUGGCGCUAUUCUGACGCCGCAUUCGUCGGAGCAGACACUGAUUGGGCUGCAAAGGAACGAGUCUGCGCCUGACAGCCAACCCUCCCGGCCGGGUCCUUCCUCGCUACCCCUGUUGGAACGAAAUGACUCCUUAGAGAGUCAGGGUUCGCAAACAGAGUGGUUCGAAGAUAAUAACCCGGAGCAAUCUAAUGAUACUACGCGCGGGUUCCCGUGGUUAUGGGUAUUCCGCGUCUGGAAAUUCCAGCUUUCUGCAUCUCUUCUAUGCUCGGCAAGCCUCGCCGGUUUGGCUAUCAUGGCCGCAACUUUCUCCGACCGCCCUUUGGCAGACUGGCCCUUGUCGUUCAUAUCUAUCAACGGCGUCGUGGCUAUAUUAACGGUCCUGUUGAAAGACCCGCUGAUGGUCCUCAUUGCCGAUUCGAUCAGCCAAGCUAAGUGGCCGUGGUUCUCGCGAGAGGGGCAAGCCGGGCGGCCGCUGGUCGACCUGGAGUUGAUCGAUAACGCCUCCCGAGGUCCUUGGGGGAGUUUCGUCUGGUUGUAUAAACACCCGCUGGGUCUGCAUCUUAUCAGCUUUGGGGCGCUUUUGACGAUGCUGGUCGCUGGCGUGGACGUCUUCUCUCAGCUGCUUAUUACCACCGAGGGAAAAGUCGUUAUCGAUCCUGGGCAGAAAGCUCACGUACCGUGGGCGAUGAACAACAGUGCCCCGAUAUACGGCCCAGCUUCCGCCUUGAUGCCAAAGACGUGGAUGUCAUGUUCCGACCUGCUCUGCAAUUACACAAUCGAUGGGGAACAACAGUCAUGGCCGGAUGUGAUGAAUGCGCCUAAACCAAAUUCAGUAUGGAAACUUGAUGACCUUCGCAGGCUUUUCCCACCGCCAUCAAACGUCACAGGCACGCGGGAGUAUGAUAUGCCUUUGUCUGUGCUUGUUCUUAUUCGGGGAGGCACUAAUAGCUCUAUCGGUACGCAUGCCGAAUGGCUUGAAGAUGGCCAUAUAAGUAUCGGAGCUUUUGCGGUCUUUGAAAUACCUAUAAAGGACGAAAAUGACGAGCUUGACUUCAGUAUCUCGUUCGGGGAACCCGUUGUGACUAGAUGCUCCUUUUGGUUCUGCAUGCAAGGUAUUCCUGCAAAUGUUGAUUCGGGGAGACCCAGGCAAACAGUGGCAUCCACCGAAAGGGCCUCGUAUGCGACAACUUUGGAUUCGUGGCGUGGCAUGGUUACCACAGAACCAUUGGGAGGGACUUUCAGCGACGUCCCCGAUUUCAAUAUGAAGGGACGCAAUUUCUCCGUAACACCCUUGAACCCCAGCUCUCCAGGGCAGCAAGAAUCUUCCACUAUUUCGACAUCCUCUGUGUUUGGCGACACUCCAAUGAAGUACAUUAGUUUUACCUGGUGGUCGAAACCUCAAGGACCAGCAAACCUCGAGACUCCUCCUCCCCGUAACGCUCCCCUCUUCUUUCGAGCGUGGGAAUACACAGCAAACGAUCGCUCGGCAUGGGCCAACAGAAUCGCCAAGAGCUUAACGAACAUAAUACACCUGCAGAGCCAGCCGGACCCCAAAGACGAUGUCUAUGCCGGAAACGCCUGGAUUCAACAGACAUACAUCAAAGUGUCUUGGCCAUGGAUCGCAUACCCGAUCGCAGUGCUUCUAGCUAGCUUACUCCUUUUCGCUGGUAACAUAUACAGGUCUUCGAGCCCUAACCAGAGGAUUUGGGGCACGGGGAUGUUGGCCCUGCUAAUUUCCGAUAUUGACAGGUCUAUCAAAGACCAGGCCAGAGGAUCCUCCUGUCGUUCGAACGACGAGCUGAUAGAAGCUACGGGACAUGCUGUAGUUCGUUUGGAGGACGACGAGUCGGGGUGGGUAUUUCGACACGACAAAGAUUCUAAAUAG
Messenger RNA from Daldinia caldariorum, 1900 nucleotides. RefSeq lists its product as uncharacterized. The transcript is spliced from 3 exons. The coding region runs from base 8 to 1900 and encodes 630 amino acids. The record is from RefSeq and is a predicted model, not a curated record. NCBI's taxonomy places the organism in Eukaryota, Fungi, Ascomycota, Sordariomycetes, Xylariales, Hypoxylaceae.